AUGCAGCGCACACUCGCAGCACGGCUGCUGCUACUCACCGCAUCCCUCAUCUCCACCGCCACCGCCGUCCAGCAGCCCUUCGACGCUACACCGCGCAUCACCUUUACCUCGGCCGCCGAGUCGCAUGGCGUCGCCGACUUUACCGGUCAGCAGGUGGUGCGCUUCACCACCGCCUCGCAUGCACAACACCAGGCGCUGCUCCAACACGCACAUGUGCUCGGCCUCGACGUGUGGGCUGCGCAUCGUGGCAGCGCUUGCUCGACGUCGCCAGAUGCGCACGUGUAUGGAUGUGUCGAUGUGCGUCUGGCGAGCGAGGACGGCGCGGAGCGAGAUUGGAUGGCGCAGCUCAUGCAGCCGUUCCCGCAGCACAAGAGACCACAUGCACAGACGAUGAUCGAGGAUGUACAGCAGCUUGUGGCGGCGCAGCGCAGCGCGGUGGACGAGGAGGAGGAGGAGGAGGUAGAGGCGAUGCGCGAGGACAAGUGGCAUCGCGACUAUCACACCUUUGACGAGAUCACCGCGUAUAUGCGCAUGCUCGAGCACAGCUAUCCCACGCAUGCACAGCUCGUACAGCUGGGAACAACGCAUGAGGGCAGACCCAUCCUCGGGCUCAAGAUCUCCGACGACCUCCCCGUGCCCACUCCCGACCCCCAGCCGGAGCCGCAACCGGAUCCGCCUGCCAAUACCACGGCAUCUGCGCGCGGAAAGCUGGGUAUCGUGGUAACGGGCGGCCAGCACGCCCGCGAGUGGGUCUCGACCUCGAGCGCGCUCUACUUUGCGUCGGAUCUGCUGGCUGCGGCGCUGGGCGUACCGUCCAACUCUUCUUCGCCUGUAGAGGCGGCGCGUCGGGGCAAGAAGCGCGCGCGCAAGGUGUGGAGCAAGAAGCAGGCGCGCCUCAUGCUAUCCUCGUUCAGCAUCACGGUGGUGCCCGUGUCGAACCCGGACGGCUAUGUGUACUCGUGGGACAAGAACCGGAUGUGGCGCAAGAACCGGCAGCCGAACCACUUCCCCUCGGGCCUCUUCUGCAAAGGUGUCGACGUCAACCGCAACUACGACUACGGCUUCGCCUCCUCCUCCAACGCCUGCUCCGAGAUGUAUUCGGGUAGUGCGCCGUUUACGUCGGCCGAGGCACGGGCGAUUGCGACGUACGUCGAGGAUGCGCGCAAUGGUGUGGUGGGCUUUUUCGAUCUGCACAGCUACGGGCAGCUGAUGAUGUAUCCUUUCAGCAGCGAUUGUGCGCUGCAGCCGGCGGACGAGGAGGACCUGCUCGAGGCGAGUCUGGGCGCGAUCAAGGCAGUCAAGGCGGUGGAUGGCAAGGCGUUUACCGCCGGAAAGAUCUGUGAGGUCUAUGCGGUCGCCGGCGGAAAUGCGGUCGAUUGGGCCUACGCUGCAUCCAAGGACACACAGGGCCAACAGAAGGCAAAAGUAAAGUGGUCCUUCAGCAUCGAGCUUAGAGAUGGCGGAACCUAUGGGUUUUUGCUGCCAAAGAAGCAGAUUGUCCCGGCGGCAAAGGAGGCUAGCGCCGCCCUGGCAUACAUCCUCAGCUUCAUCCAGAAAAAGUCGUUCUAG
Molecule: messenger RNA, 1569 nt
Organism: Moesziomyces aphidis
Lineage: Eukaryota; Fungi; Basidiomycota; Ustilaginomycetes; Ustilaginales; Ustilaginaceae
Source: the annotation of a GenBank genome assembly